Molecule: messenger RNA, 1914 nt
Organism: Olea europaea var. sylvestris
Lineage: Eukaryota; Viridiplantae; Streptophyta; Magnoliopsida; Lamiales; Oleaceae
Product: endoglucanase-like
Exons: 3
Coding region: 114-1703 (529 amino acids)
Molecular function (GO): hydrolase activity, hydrolyzing O-glycosyl compounds
Source: RefSeq, a predicted model, not a curated record
CACAUUUCGUGUGUUUCGAUGGGAUGUAGAUAACAUUCUAAUCAACCUAAAUUAAUUGUCUUCUCUCACUAUACAUUUUCUCGAGCAAUUUAUGAUUAAAAAUUGAGGGGAAAAUGCAAGUUAUUCUACUAAUACCACUAUUUUUUCUUUCUUCAACAGUCUUGUGCUGUCAUUCUCUUCCUUUAUUGACGAACACGAGAUGGAUAAUAGACGAGCUCACCGGAGAAAGAGUGAAGCUGAGGUGUGUAAACUGGGCGGGUCACCUCGAGCCAAUGUUGGCCGAGGGACUUGAUAGAAGGCCCUUGGGCCAAAUUGCAAGGCAUGUGUCUACAAUGGGCUUUAAUUGCGUUCGGCUCACGUGGGCAACCUAUAUGGUAACUCGAUAUCCCAAUCUCACGAUAACCCAAUCUUUUCGCAAUCUUGGACUUGAAGAUGCCUUGAUGGGCAUAGCCAAGAACAACCCGGAUCUUGUGAACCUGACCGUCGUUGAUGCCCAAAAUUCCGUGAUUGAAGAGCUUGGUUUGUGUGGUAUUAUGGUGGUUCUUGAUAAUCAUGUUAGCAAACCAAUCUGGUGUUGUGGUGAUCAAGAUGGGAAUGGAUUCUUUGGGGACAAGUUUUUUGACCCCAUAGAGUGGUUACAAGGAUUGGCCUUUGUAGCCAAGCACUACAAAGACACGUCUAUGGUUGUGGCCAUGAGUAUGAGAAAUGAAUUGCGAGGUCCACUCCAAAACGAGAAUGUUUGGUAUGAAUACAUCAAGAAGGGUGCAACGACAAUUCACGAAGCAAAUUCAAACCUUCUAGUAAUCGUCUCUUGUUUGGGUUACGAUCUUGAUUUUACUUUCCUAAAAGCAAAGCCAUUACAAUUAAGUUUCGAGAACAAAUUGGUCUAUGAAAUUCAUAGGUAUUCAUUCAGUGAAGGACAAAGUGAUUUAUGGAUAAACCAGUCACCAAAUGAAGUUUGUGAAAAUGUUACUCAAGAAAUAAAAACUAAAUCUGGAUUUUUAAUUGAGGGAAAUAAUUCUGCACCUUUGUUUGUGAGUGAAUUUGGGAUUAAUCAGUUGGGCCUGAACCGGGCCGACAAUAUGUUUUUGGGCUGCUUUUUGGGCUAUUUGGCUGAAAUGGAUUUGGACUGGAGUAUAUGGACUUUACAAGGCAGUUACUAUAUACGAGAUGGGCUUCAUGGGCCUGAGGAGAGUUUUGGGCUUCUGACCUCAAAUUGGACCAACCUUAGAAGCCCAGAAUUUCAUAGGAAGCUUCAGCUCAUCCAACAAAAACUCCAAGAUCCAAAGUUCGUGGAUCCAAUGUAUUACAUACUGUAUCAUCCAAUGAGCGGAAGUUGUAUUCAGGUCGACGCCAACAACGAAACUCGAGCAAGUGAUUGCUUGAGCUUCAACUUAUGGAGCCAUAAUCGAAAUGGAACCCCAAUUCGUUUAAUGGGCAGUCCAUUGUGUUUAACUUCAGCAGGAGAUGGAAUUCCAGUUACACUCUCCACAAAUUGCCUGACUAACUGGGAAUUUCUUUCCAAUUCAAAAUUUCAGUUGGCAAAUAAAGAUGAGAAAGGGACAAACUUGUGCUUGGAAUGGGAUCCUGAAAAUUACUCUUCCAAAAUUCUUACCAAGAAAUGCAUGUGCUUGGAAUUUCAUGACUCCAAUUGUCAAAAAAAUCCUCAGACUCAAUGGUUUAAGCUUAUUUCAGCCCAUUAAUAAAAGGGUCUACCUUGGUUUUCGGAGUUUGUUAUACACUACUAGUGUACACGACAUGACUCUAUAGUUUAAUGAAGUUUCACUUUUUCUUUACAUUUUUAUAACACGACAUUCGUCGGCCUAGAAUACAUCUUUGAUUCAUAAGAAUCCUCAUACAUGCCACUUGAAUCUAUUAAUUAUAUUUUCUUGAAUUUUAUGUUUCGAUAUAUUA